This is a messenger RNA of Pestalotiopsis fici W106-1, 1314 nucleotides long. RefSeq lists its product as uncharacterized. NCBI's taxonomy places the organism in Eukaryota, Fungi, Ascomycota, Sordariomycetes, Amphisphaeriales, Sporocadaceae. The transcript has a single exon. The coding region runs from base 1 to 1314 and encodes 437 amino acids. The record is from RefSeq and is a predicted model, not a curated record.
AUGAGACAGGGGAAUGAUUCUGCUACAGAAAGCUCGACCUCUGUUGCAGGCGCUCGGCCGAGGAGAUGGUGCCGCCGCAUUGCAACAACGCCAGGAUAUGGCCAGGACCUAGAGAGUAAUAACAAAUCCGAGUCGUACAGUAAUCAUGUCGACUCUGGAAUGAACUCGCCAAAUAUCGAAGCGAGCUUAGAUCUGAGCAUCCCCGUACGCAAAUCAAACGAUACUACCAUGGAUGAUGCUUUCGUAUUCGAACAAUUCUUCGUAUCGCCUGAUGGUGUGGACUUGACCGACUACCAGCUGCCAACAACCACAGCUCCCAAUGGAGACCAAAGCUCCCACCCAGAAAAGAACGGCAUUUCCGAAGAGCACUUGGCCUUCCCCCAUAUGGAUUUUGACAUGCCACUAUAUCCGCAUGAAGAUGAGAUAGGCCCAACCACUCGUCUCGGAGGCGCUGCCCAAUUGGAAACGCAAGCUGAACCAAUCUCGCUCUUGCAUCAGCUCUGCGAGUUACAUAUACGACUAUUAAGCCUACAGAAGAUGCAACAAGAUACCAAACCGUUCCAAGAUACUGGUACGCAAUCUGGGACAAGUCCAGAUUCAAGGAAUCGGGAUGCAAGUCUUUCCGAUCAUAUUGUAGAUCUCUACGCAGCUACAGAGGAUCUAAUCAGUUUGGUAACGUCGGUUUCCAGUUUAGCACGGCCUCCACAGGAAGAUGAUGCUUGUCCCUCUCCAGGUGAUGGCUUUUCCAGCAGGAGAUUCAGUCCCCGCGAGGGCUCGCAUAUCUCUACGGCGCUCAUGAUUUCGAAUUGCUAUGUUUGUCUUCUUCACACCUAUGAGCUUUUGGUUGAAAAUAUAUGGAGGAGCAAUGGAAACAAAUUUAGCAGUAGGGCGAGGAGUGACAGGAACGCCGACUUCGCCACCAACCCUUCGGACACCAUCUCGGCGCACCACACAGAAUUGGCGUCAUCUGCAGGCACCAACAACAGCCUCCCAAGAUUCCGCAUUGGACUGUCACAGUUUACCAUGCCAGUCACGAUAAAUCAAGACAUGCAUAUGUACUUCAUCGCUCAGAUGAUGGAACGUUUGCGCGCGGCUAUUUGGACGUGCAUUCCCUCAUCUCGUGUCGAGGAGCAGACAUCCGUGCCAACUGAGUACGUUGGCAAGACACAAAACCAUUCAGAUCUGGACUCCGAUACGGUACAGUCUCGGCGCAGACCCUCAACGGCUCUGUUACAUAUCGUAUCGUCGGAGCUCGAAGUCUCCGAGCAAAGCCUGAUGGCAUUACUACACCAGAGUGGACGUGGGAGUGGGUAA